AAACUCAUAUAUAACCUCUCAGAGUAUCAAUUAAACACUCAAACAAUUAUUAUAAGUAAGUCUCGGUGUAAUUAUAAGCAACUAUAAUUUAGACUUAUUAAUCCAUUUCGAAUUCAUAGGCCUACAUAUUCAUAUUGCAUUAAAAUCGCUCUCUCUCUCAAAGUAUCAAAUAAACACUCAAACUAUGAUUAUAAGUAAGUCUCGGUGUAAUUAUAAGUAACCAUAUAUAUAAUUUGGACAUUGAUCUAUUUUGAAUUCAUAGGCCUACACUCAAAUUACAUUAAAAUCGCUUUCUGGACUAAUACAGCCUUUCAAAGUAUCAAAUAAUCACUCAAACAAUUAUUAUAAGUAAAUCUUGGUGUAAUUAUAAAUAACCAUAUAUAUAAUUUCGGACAAUUUAUUUUGAAUUCAUAGGCCUAUACAUUCACAUCAAAUAAACACUCAAACAACUAUUAUAAGUAAGUCUCACUGUAAUUAUAAGUAACCAUAUUUGUAAUUUGGUCAUAUUAAUGUAUUUUGAAUUCAUAGGCCUACACGCAAAUUACAUUAAAAUCAUUUACUGGACUAAUACAGCCUUUCAAAGUAUUAAAUAAACAUUCAAACAAUUAUUAUAAGUAAGUCUGGGUGUAAUUAUAAGUUAAUAUAUAUAUAAUUUGGACAUUAAUCUUUUUUUGAAUUCAUAGGCCUACACUCACAUUACAUUAAAAUCGCUUUCUGGACAAACACAGCCUUUCAAAGUAUCAAAUAAUCACUUAAACAAUUAUUAUAAGUAAGUCUUGGUGUAAUUAUAAGUAACUAUAUAAUUUCGGACAAUCGUUUUUGAAUUCAUAGGCCUAUACAUGCACAUCAAAUAAACACAAGAAAUUAUUAUAAGUAAGUCUCGGUAUAGUUAUAAGUAACUAUAUAUGUAAUUUGGCGGUAUUAGUCUAUUUUGAGUUCAUAGGCCUACACUGCACAUCUACAUUAAAAUCACUUUCUAGACUCAUGCAGCCUCUCAAAGUAUCAAAUAAACACUCAAACAAUUAUUAUAAGUAAGUUUUUGUGUAAUUAUAAGUAACUUUCCACUUAAUUCAACAAUAUUCAUGAUUUUUUGUUUGUUUACGCUUUCUCGAACGCACCGACAACAACAACAGGAAGGGUUUUGUUAAUUAUGGGAAGAUGGCAGAUGUGUGUGCAUGGCUAACUACCUCUGGGCCAUCAUAGUCCUGGGGGUGGCUGGUCAGGUCAUGGGCGGGUCACCAAGUGGAGGUCAUCUGUGGACCCAGCGGAACACUAGCAUCGUGGAGGUGGUGGUGGUGGUGGAUGAGGCGCUCCACAACUUCAUUGCGGCCACCACCAAUAUGGGGAACUCCACUACUACUACUACUACUACUACUACUACUGCUACUACUACUACUACUACUACGAUGUUUGUUAGGAGUCUUAUGAAUGAGGUGAAUUUGCUCUUCCGCCCACUCCACAUGAUGGCCCUUCUGACCCACCUGGAAAUAUGGAGUACAGGAAACAAGAUCCAGGUGACCUCUGACCUUAACGAGACCCUGACCAAUUUACACACCUUCCUGCCGACCCUCCAGAAGGUGUACCCAAACCUGCCCGUGGACUUCCUUCUGCUGCUGACGGGUGUGGAGGUGACGGGUGUGGAAGGUGUGGGAACGCUGGCGGGCAUGUGUGGGUCAUUCUCAGCGGGCGUAACAUCAGCUCCAAGGGGUGGCCGUGACGUCAGGCAUGUGGCGAGCGUAGUAACCCACCUCCUGGGGCGUGACCUGGGCCUUAACGAGCUGGAUGACCUACCUGGAUGCGGCUGUGAGGAGAAGGACUGUAUCAUGCUGGGAGGAAGAGGAAGAGUCCGCACCAGGUGGAGCAACUGUAGCCUAGCCAACAUAACCCUUCUUCUGCCCUCCGCAAGACUGACCUGCCUCCGCCGCCCAGAGCAUAAGGCGGAGGGGGUGGGGGGCUGUGGAGAUGGGGUGGUGGAGGGGGCGGAAGAGUGCGACUGCGGACCCACCCACUCCUGCCCCCACGAUUGCUGUAAUGGAUGGAAUUGUGGAUUGGCGGAAAAUGCAAGUUGUGGGAGUGGACCUUGUUGCAAUAUAGAGACCUGUCACCCCUACGCAAUCUCCCAUUCCAUUGUGUGCCGCCCUGCGCUCUCUGGUUGUGACGUAGGGGAAACCUGUGAUGGGGUGGGUGGAGACUGCCCUGCGGAUGUAUGGGUGGAAGAUGGGACUCCCUGUGAUGAUGGGAAGGGCUACUGUUACCAGGGUGAGUGUGGGAGUGCGUGGAUGAGGUGCGGGCAGGUGUGGGGGGCGGGCGCGACACCUUGCACCUCCGCCCAACACCUCCGGCAGAACGUGGCGGGAGAUGAGACUGGAAACUGUGGCUAUGGUGGUGGUGGUGGUGGUGGUGGUGGUGGUGGUGGUGGCGGUGGUGGUGGUGGCGCUGGUGGUGGUGGUGGUGGUGGUGGAGGAGGGCUCGAGGCUUGCUCCAAGAGAGACGCACAGUGUGGCACCCUUCUCUGCCAGGACGCCCCCCCCGCAGCCCCCCAGUCACCCUUGCUGUCACCCUUCCUCCAAGCCGGGCGGGUGAAUGGGUGUAGCUUCAUCCUGGCUCACCCGGACUACCUUGGAAGGGUGUGGUUGACUCCGGAUGGCACCAAGUGUGGGGAUGGGAAGAUAUGCAUAGGACAGAGGUGCCAGCGAGUCCCUUCCACCCUGCUACCCGUUAUCAUCUGGGCACCAACUCUGGCCCUCUCCCUCCUCCUCUUCACUCUCCUGGCACUCUGUCGGCUGUCACGCUGGGGCAGGAGGAAGCUGAAGAGGUGCGCGUGUCCCUGUGGUGGUGGUGUGCAGAGGUGAAAGUGGUGUUAGAAGUGGUGGUGAGGGUGGAGGAAGAGGAGGAGGAGGAGGUGAAGGAAAGGAAAGGAAAGGAAAGGAAAGGAAGGAAAGGAUGGGAAAGGAGAGGAAAGGAAAGGAAGGGAAAGGAAAUAAAGGAAGGAAGGAAGGAAGGAAAGGAAAGGAAAGGAAAGGAAGGAAGGGAAUUUGGUGGUGUUGACAUAUACUAGAGAGAUAAAUUAUAAUAUGUUUUUAGUACAUGAAAAAGGAAUAGGAAUUAAGAGGAAUGGGAACAUGAAUUAAUACCUUGCCUUUUAGUACAGGAAGAAGCAAAAUAAAUAAGUUUGUUUUAUGUAUAUUUUCACACAUAGAGAAAAGACAGUCAUUUUUAUACAUUUUUUUUUGGAGUAGACAAAACAUGGUCGGAAUUUAUACUUUAACAAACAAACAAAAAAUAUAUAUUGACAAAAUGCUGUGUACAUGUAUAUAUAUAUAU
Messenger RNA from Eriocheir sinensis (Chinese mitten crab), 3324 nucleotides. RefSeq names its product disintegrin and metalloproteinase domain-containing protein 33-like. Gene Ontology annotation, biological process: membrane protein ectodomain proteolysis. Gene Ontology annotation, molecular function: metalloendopeptidase activity. The transcript is spliced from 9 exons. The record is from RefSeq and is a predicted model, not a curated record. The coding region runs from base 1176 to 2852 and encodes 558 amino acids. NCBI's taxonomy places the organism in Eukaryota, Metazoa, Arthropoda, Malacostraca, Decapoda, Varunidae.